AUGGCAGUUCGUUUGAACCACUAGCUGAUCUCCACAGUGGCAUUGGCAGAAGACCGUUACGAAACAACGUUUAAAAAUUCGCCUUUGACUAUAUCCACAUAGGCCUACCUCAUGGUAAUAUGAAAGUGAAAUUUAAAAGCUACAUCAUUACAUGUAGUUCUGUCAACAUGGCGACAUCAGGUCUUACUGCCGAACAAAAAAGACGCAUGGAGGAAAACAGACAAAAGGCACUUCUUCUGCGAGCUCAGCGUAACCAAGGCAACCAUCAGGUUGCUAAGCCAAACCAAAGCUCAUCGGAACAACGAAAAAGUGCAACACUCACACAAGACGUUGGUAGGAAGGACGGUCAUAAAUCAUCCCACCUCCAAACAAAUCUGAGAUCUAAAGAAAGUACAGAUAGCAACUCUAGCACAAGUUUGUCAUUGGCAUCCGAUUGGUCAAAAAAAUCGCAAACGUCUGUCUUCACGAAACCAAAAGGUUUCAAUGAUGCUAAUCAAAAUACUGCAGUUAAAACCAAAGUUCAGAAUGAAAUACCUUCAGGAUCAGUACAGUUUUCAAAUAGAUCUGGCAAUAGACAGUUACAUGUAUUAGAAAAUAAGUCAUCAAGUGUAACAACAUCCAGCAGCGUUUACAUAAAUCCACCAAGACAGGGUAAACUCCAAGUUGGAGACACUGUUCCAUCUACAAACACCAGUUCUGAUACUGCACGACCCAAAACUAUCAUGAGUUUCUACUCCUCAAAACCAAGACCAACAUCUGGAGGGGAGGCCAGUUCUGGGCAGUCAAACAGCACUGUUCAAAGUGUGACCGCUAGUCUGUAUUCACAGGCUCAAAAAGCAAGUUCGGGCUUCCAGGCACGCACAAACAACCAGGGUUCUGUCGUGAAACGCCCGGAUUUCUCCCAGAAAGGGGGUGGAGCUAAGGCCAACUUUGGAGGCGGACAAUCAAGUACCUCACAAGGGACUUGUGUGCUGAUAUCAAGGACGAGAUUUGUGGUGAAUGUUGGAUACCAUGCCAAGUUGAUUGAGAUCUUCAAGGAAAUCCCCAGCAAAUGUUACGAUGCUUCGGAGAAGAAAUGGUCUUUUGCUCUGUCAGAUUACGACACACUGAUGGAAGCAGUCAAGCCGCUCAGGCCAGCAGUGGAGAUCGAACCCUUACCCAAGCCGGUGUGUGCAGCCUUCCGUAGGCAACGCCAUGGCCAGGAAGGGAAACGUGUUGUACCUGACGCCAACCUCAGAUCUUUGGAUGAGAAACUGGUGGAUACGCUGAUGAAUUUCCAGCGGGAGGGUGUCAACUUUGCCAUCAGCCGAGAGGGUCGUGUCCUGAUAGCAGAUGACAUGGGUCUUGGUAAGACACUGCAGGCUAUCUGCAUAGCCUGCUACUACCGAACAGAGUGGCCAGUGCUUGUUGUCUCACCUUCCUCUGUGAGGCAUUCCUGGGCCGAGGCUUUUGAGAAGUGGGUACCUUCCCUUGAUCCAACGGACAUCAAUGUUGUCCUGAACAGUAAAAACUGGGCCACCUCAGGUCAGGUGAACAUCCUCAGCUAUGACUUAAUGCACAGGAAAGCAGCAGAACUCAAACAGUUUCGCUUCCAAGUCGUAAUCAUGGAUGAGUGCCAUUUUCUGAAGAACGUCAAGACAGCGAGAACAAAAGCAGCUCUUCCACUUCUCAAGGCAGCACCACGUGUGAUUCUCCUGUCUGGUACCCCUGCUCUGUCCAGACCAUCCGAGCUCUACACCCAGAUCCUGGGUGGCUCCAGACUCUUCCCAUCAUUCCAUGAGUUUGGACUAAGGUACUGCAAUGCAACCCAGAAUCCAUGGGGUUGGGACUAUUCUGGCUCUUCCAACAUGACUGAGCUGCAACUCCUGCUGGAAGAGUGCAUCAUGAUCAGAAGACUGAAGCAAGACGUACUUCAGGAACUGCCUUCCAAGACCAGGCAGAUGGUCAUAAUGGACCCUUCCGUUGUCAAAACAAACAGCAAGUCGCUGAAGGUUGCAGCUGACGAAAUGGGCAAAAAGAAGUCUAAAUCGGAACAGAGAGGCAUUUUGUUGAAGUACUUUGCUGAGACUGGACUGGUGAAGGUGCCAGCCAUUAGGGAUUAUGUACUGGAUCUCCUGGAAGCUGAUCACAAGUUUCUCAUCUUUGCGCAUCAUCAGUCCGUGUUGGAUGCCCUUUGUGUAGCUAUCAGUCAAAAGAAGUAUGACUAUAUCCGCAUCGAUGGCAGCACCUCGGCGAUGCAGCGCAAGGCAUGCUGCGACAGAUUCCAGGAGGAGGAGGCAUGUCGUGUGGCCGUCCUGUCCAUCACCGCGGCCAACGCUGGCCUGACACUGACCUCAGCCAGCAUGGUUGUCUUUGCAGAAUUGUUCUGGAACCCAGGGAUUCUGGUGCAGGCAGAGGACAGAGUUCAUCGCAUUGGACAACAGGAUGCAAUCAACAUACGAUAUCUAAUAGCCAAAGGCACAGCCGAUGACUACAUAUGGCCGCUGGUGCAGAAGAAACUGUCUGUGCUUGGGCAGGCGGGCUUGUCCAAAGAUGACUUUUCAGAAGCUGGCAUGACUGCACUGAAGGAUCCCAGACAGAAGAGCAUCCUGUCUUUCUUUGAGAAGUCCUUCCUGGAAGAUGACAAGACAUUAGAGCAGGAGGAUCUGGCUUGUCUGGUGGCCAUGGAGUCACAGGAAUCAGAGAAUAGCGCCGAUGCAGCUAUGAAUGCUGGGAAAGCAGAGGAUUCUUGGACAGCUGUCAGAGCUGACAAGGACCAUCAACUGCAGUUGGUCAGUUCUAGCAUGCUUGGCGACACUACCAGUAAAGCAAGCUCUUCUAAAGAGGAGACAGCUGCCUCCGUGGCAUCUGAGACUACACAUCGUGACACAUUAAAGGAGGGCAGUCAAAAUCUCAAGGAUGCCCCAUCUGUGAUGCCCAUCAAGAAAUCCAAGACCCUGUUUAGCACCCCUUGGGCCGUCAAGAAACCCCUGGUCGAAUGUAACACCGGCGCCUUGGAGGAGAGUAAGGACGCACCGCCUUCUAAAAGACAGAGAAAUUUGAACCGUUAAAAAGAGGGACGCAUGCUGCCUGCGUACUGUGUAAUGUGAGCUUCAUCCUCACCGACAAAAAACUUUCUCAAGGCAAGGAAUUUCAGGAAUUCAUAACAUACACGGACACCCUUUUGAGAAGCAAUGGUGAUUGUUGGAUUGGGUUGAAUUUUUUUAUCUGCUCCCACCAAAUGAACUUUUCAGUCACAGGAAUUAAGUUAAAAAAUGUAUCGAAUACACCUCAACAGAAUUCUGAACAGGCAUCCAUUAAUAUUAGAGACAUUUUAUUGUACAAGAUUUCUGAAAUGCAAAAAAAAUAUUACCCUUUUGAGUAUCAGGUACUUUUUCUCCAAAUCAGUAGUUUGAAUCUUGCUUCCAUGAAUUUUUUUUGUUCCACUCAAAAUCAAAUACAUUUGAAAUUUAUUUUAAUCGCAAAAUAUAAUUCAUAUGCAAGUCCUAUUAAGUAAGUCAAAGAUGUUACAAGCCCUUAUGCAAAUCACUUCUCAAUAUGCAUGUUCAUCUGCAUGUCAUUCAUGAAUAUUAAUAGGAAUUAAAAUCUGUGAUUAUUGCUUGUGUAAA
This is a messenger RNA of Acanthaster planci (crown-of-thorns starfish), 3608 nucleotides long. RefSeq names its product SWI/SNF related, matrix associated, actin dependent regulator of chromatin, subfamily a like 1 (gene smarcal1). The record is from RefSeq and is a predicted model, not a curated record. Gene Ontology annotation, molecular function: ATP binding. Gene Ontology annotation, cellular component: nuclear replication fork. Gene Ontology annotation, biological process: DNA repair; replication fork processing. Lineage: Eukaryota; Metazoa; Echinodermata; Asteroidea; Valvatida; Acanthasteridae.